Messenger RNA from Eruca vesicaria subsp. sativa (arugula), 958 nucleotides. The record is from the annotation of a GenBank genome assembly. Lineage: Eukaryota; Viridiplantae; Streptophyta; Magnoliopsida; Brassicales; Brassicaceae.
CCCUCCUCCUCCUCCUCCUAAAAUGCUCCAUCUCCUCCUCCUCCCAUCUCUCCGACGAAGAUCCCCACCAGCAUGCCCUCUCCCCACACCUCCUCCUCCUCCUCCUCUUCCUCUAGAUCUCUCCACCCUUGCAAACACUCCCCUUCCGCAACCCUCGACCUCCUAAUCCUCCUCCUCGUCCUCUUCUCCGCCACUUUCCUCCUCUCCUCCUACUUCUCCUACCUCUUCCACUCCUUCUCCCUCCUCUCCUCCCACUUCCCUCCCCUCCUCCUCGAUCUCUCCUCCAUCCCCCCCGCCUCCUACCUCCUCGCCUUCGCCGUCUUCUUCGCCGCCUCCAUCGCCUUCCUCGACCUCUGCUGCGGCCCCAGAUCGAGGAGGUGCCGGAACCCCAAGUGUAAGGGGCUGAAGAAGGCGAUGGAGUUUGAUCUGCAGAUACAGAACGAGGAUUGCGUUAGAUCGGGAGGGAGUAAGGAGAUUGAUAGGUUGCCGUGGAAAGGAGGGAGUGAAGGGAAUCCUGAUUAUGAGUGUUUGAGGGCGGAGUUGAGGAGGAUGGCUCCGGUUAAUGGUCGUGCUGUUUUGCUUUUUCGAUCUAGGUGUGGUUGUCCUGUUGCUAAGCUUCAAGGGUGGGGACCUAAACGUGGCCGGCGUCAUAAAAAAUCGCAAGCAAACUUGGCUUUAAAAGGAGGGAUAGACAAGCGCUGAUCAAGAUCGAUGAGAACUCUUUCAAUCUAUCAUUUAUAGAUGUUAUCACAUUCAAUGUUUGCAGAGUUCAUCUUGGAAACUAAAGAAAAUCCACACAUCUUCUUUUACCUUAGAGAUGUCCCAGUAUUACGAUUUGAACACUUUUUAACUCUUUAUUAAAUACAUACCAUGGCAAACUAAAGGAGAGGCUAUCUAAUUGCGAAUAUUGGUUGAUGUGAAUCUUUUCUUGUUAAUUUGAUAAUUAGACUCCUUCCGG